This is a messenger RNA of Momordica charantia (bitter melon), 1064 nucleotides long. Its product is annotated as FCS-Like Zinc finger 2. NCBI's taxonomy places the organism in Eukaryota, Viridiplantae, Streptophyta, Magnoliopsida, Cucurbitales, Cucurbitaceae. The record is from RefSeq and is a predicted model, not a curated record.
GUUGGUUGUGGAUCUGUCUCUCUCUCCGCCACUCCACUUUUCCCUUUAUAAAACUCCGCUCCAGUCUUCCCCAAUUCCAACUCUCUACUCUCUCUCUCUCUCUCUCCUCUUUUGGGUUCUCUCUUCCUCGCUCUACACAUUUGAAAGAAUGGAUUGUUCUUCUGCAACUGCGAGAAGGCCUUAUUUCAUCGACAAAGACGACGGGUUGGUCUCUUUGGUGGAUGUGGAAGCUGGAUUUUCUGGGAGCCAGCACGGCCACUAUCCGGCGCAAUCUUUCUUCCUCCGGCCGAAGCCUUCCCACGGCGGCGCUCACCGACGCGGUGCGCCUCCGAGGAACCUCUCGGUUUCAUCGCCGCGAUUUUCUGCGAGGUUUUACGACGCCAGAUUUGAAGAUCAUUAUCACCAUUUCUUGGAAGCUUGUUUUCUCUGCAAGAAGCCGCUUGGUGAUAACAAAGACAUAUUCAUGUACAGAGGAGACACUCCAUUUUGCAGCGAAGAGUGUCGUCACAAGCAAAUAGAAACGGACGAAGCGAAGGAGAAGAAGUUGAAUCUGUCUUCGUCCAUCAAAGCCAUGAGAAAAAAAGAUCAAAGAAAAUCCGCUUCCCCCGGCAAGUCCACCGCCACUCACGACUGCCGUUUCCGCACCAGCACGGUGGCAGCUGCCUAGAUCGAGGAAGAAUCGCAAUCUACACAUAUAUAUAUUAUAUAUACAUAGAAAAUAUUCCCGGAAAAGAAAAAGAAAACGAGAUGUGAAGAUCGAAGAGAACCGGGAAGAACAGAGAGAGUUCCACUUUUUGUUUUGUUUUUGUUUUUGGGGGGUUUAAAUUGUUGUUAAGAAAAAUAUGCAACUGUGAAUGAAGGUUGUGGUUGUGGUUGCGGUAGUGGCUAAGUGAGGAAAUCUUGUGUUCCUUUUUUUCUUUACUGGGAUUUGCUCACGUCCAACUGUUUCUUCUCUGUAUUUUGGGGCUGUAUAUUAUAUAUGAGCUUUAUCAAGSGGUGGUGAAGAAAGUCGUGUAAUUUGGCUUUUUUCUUAUAGACGAGGACGAUAACUCUUCUUUUGUUUA